AUGGAUCUAGAGGAUCAGCUGAGGAAGCUGAAGCUGCGUGAUGACACUGAUCAUGACAACACCCGCAUUUUGGAGAAGUUUGCUAAUCAAAUUAAAACAGACGAAUUAUCGUUAACCAAAGGCAAAACCAAUAAAGACAAAGCCAACCGUGCAACAGUGGAAAAUGUUUUGGACCCACGUACCAUGCGGUUCCUCCGCGCGCUGGUCAACAGAGGGGUCCUGAGCGAGUUCAACGGCUGCCUGAGCACCGGUAAAGAGGCCAACGUGUAUCACGCAUUAUCUGGGGCCACUGAGGGGGCUCCAGAGAAGAGCGAGUAUGCAGUGAAGAUAUAUAAGACAUCGAUAUUGGUGUUCAAGGAUCGGGAGAGAUAUGUGGAUGGCGAGUUUCGGUUUCGGAACGCUCGCUCACACCACAACCCUCGCAAGAUGAUCAAAAUUUGGGCCGAAAAGGAAUUCCGCAACCUGAAGCGCAUCUACCAGUCCGGUGUGAUCCCUUGUCCGCAGCCCGUUGAGAUCAAGUCCAAUGUCCUCGUGAUGGAGUUCCUUAAUCGCGGUGACGGGUUUGCAUCUCCCCGGUUGAAAGACUAUCCCUUCAAAGAUCGCGACGAGAUAUACCACUAUUAUCAUGUGAUGGUGAGUUACAUAAGGCUGUUGUAUCAGGUAUGUCAGUUGGUCCACGCGGAUUUGAGUGAAUACAAUAGCAUUGUGCACCAAUCGAAGCUGUACAUUAUCGAUGUGUCGCAGUCUGUACAGCCGGAGCACCCUAUGUCCCUCGACUUCCUACGAAUGGACAUUAAGAACAUCAAUAUGUACUUUGAACGGAUGGGCAUCGACAUAUUUCCUGAGCGCGUGAUCUUCCAGUUUGUGAUAAGUGAGACGCUGGAUAAGUUCAGAGGCGACAUGCGCUCUGCGGAAGAUCUGCGGAGCUACGUGGCCGCCAACUUGCCGCGCAAACAGACAGCCCAGGAUGAAGCCGAAGACCAGGUUUUCCGCUCGCUCCACUUGGUGCGGAAUCUCGGGGGCUUGGAAGAGCGCGACUUUGAUAGGUUUACAGAUGGCAAGUUCGAUUUACUGAAAUCGCUGAUUGCCCAAGACAACGCAAAGAUCUCGAACACUUUCACGGCAUCCGAACAGUACGAUUUGUCCGAUUCUGAUGAUGCAGAAGACGAGGACGAGGACGCGGAUGAAGGCCAGGACGAAGAUGGCUCCGAGUCUGGGACUGACAGCGACAGUAGUUCUGAUGAUGAAUCUGGCGACGAUAAAGAUGACUACGAACUUCGCCCGAAAGUGCUAGUUGGUAAGAAAUAUGAAGACAAGGACGCCAAAAAGUUGCGGAAAUCUGAAGCCAAGGAAAACAAGCGGGAAAGAAGGAAGACUAAAGUCAAAAAGCACAUCAAAAAAAAGCUUCUCAAGAAAACUAAGUCAAGUAAGUAA
Molecule: messenger RNA, 1434 nt
Organism: Eremothecium gossypii ATCC 10895
Lineage: Eukaryota; Fungi; Ascomycota; Saccharomycetes; Saccharomycetales; Saccharomycetaceae
Gene: RIO1
Product: protein kinase RIO1
Exons: 1
Coding region: 1-1434 (477 amino acids)
Biological process (GO): maturation of SSU-rRNA
Cellular component (GO): preribosome, small subunit precursor; cytosol
Molecular function (GO): protein serine/threonine kinase activity; ATP binding
Source: RefSeq, marked provisional